Molecule: messenger RNA, 1854 nt
Organism: Nerophis lumbriciformis (worm pipefish)
Lineage: Eukaryota; Metazoa; Chordata; Actinopteri; Syngnathiformes; Syngnathidae
Source: RefSeq, a predicted model, not a curated record
AUGGAUGCCAGUCUGAUUUCAGGGCUGGAGGAUUUCAACAAAAUCCGCCCUCCUGCCUACAGAGUCGCUAUGAAGCUUGAAAGACUACAGAACAUCUAUUGCAUGGAUGUUGUGUUAGUUUGCCACAUUGAGGCCGCCCUUGAGCUGGGGGGCAGAGCCAAGCAGCAGCAGGAUUCUGUACUAAGCAAGGACGAAGUAACCCAGCGCUUGGACAAGAUGUUCAGGAGUGUGUCUCCAGAAAUGGCAGAUAGUUUCAGGCUGAAGACAUCAGAGAAAUUUUCCAGUCUCAUAUUCAGGAUGUUUGAUAGGAAUCACUUGGGUCAAAUAAGGACUGUUGCCCUCUAUAUUGCUCUCACCUGUUUAUCAGCAGAAAAUCUGCCGCUCAAAUACAGAGCCCUAGUCUGUGCAGCGGCAAGUGCUUCUGGAUCCAUCACCAGGUCUUCUCUCAGAUCUUUAUUAGAGGAUGUCAGCCAGGUUCCUGCAGUCAUUCAGGAGGAAGAGGUGUUUGGUGACGUUGAAGAGGCAGUGAAGUCUUGUUUUUGUGGGGUGCUGACCUCCACUGUAAGCAGGGAGCACGUGAUAUCAUGGCUGCAGAGUGAGCCUUGUCUGUUGCUAUGGCUACCUGUGCUGUAUCGUUUGGUCAUAAGUCAGAAGGUUGUUCACACUGUCCGCUGUCAUAUCUGCAAGACAUUUCCCAUAAGUGGACUCAGGUAUCGCUGUGUGAAGUGUCUGAAGGUCCAUGUGUGUCAGAGUUGCUUCUUAUCAGAGCAACAGACAAACAAACACAAGAGUCACCACUCAGUGAUUGAGUUCUGUACACCGCCCACCUGGCGGGAGUCUUUCUCCUCAUUUGUCCACAGUGCUCGGCAUUACCUGUUACCACGUCGAUAUAUUCAAGGAGAUGAAAGGAGAAAGGGUCUAAUGAGGGAAGAGAGAAGGAAUAGUCAGAGGAGCGGUCCACAUUUGGGGGACAAUCCUGAAGAAGGUGGAGGCACCACCUCUGCUGAAUGUGUUUCCCAUGAUUCCUCUGGGCAAUUUAAGUCUUCAUCUAAAUCACUGCAGACUGAUGAGAUGCUGGUGGAACAGUUGGAGAUGUCCACUUUGCUUGCUGAAGUCAGGGACCUCCACAGAGAUAAACGGCUACUGGAAGAUCAACUGGAGGUAUGUCGUCUCACAUUCCAGUCAGAACAGGGAGCGCUAAAGGAACGAUGCGCCGAGAUGGAGGUUACCAUGGAAUCAGUCAGGGAACACAACUUGUGUCUCCAGGCGACUCUUAUUCGGACACUGAACAAGCUGGAGUUCCAAUGUGCCAGUGAUAAGACACGAGACCAGAAUGAGAUAGACAACGCAGCAAAUACGGAUAAAGGAAAGAUGACACCAACUUCUGACGUGGAGACUUGCGUGGAGGAAGUAUUAAAUAUUGAAGAAGAAAUUCUGUUAAAGACCGAUGAUGAGUGGAGCGAGAUGGAGGAAAGUCCACCCCCGACAAUGGACCAGGACAUUGCUUGGUCACAUAACAUCCACUAUGAGGAGGUAGAUUGUGCGGCUAACAGACUUCAAUCGAUACAACAAGAGGACAUCCUCAAAGAGGUGGACACGUGUACAGGUGAUGAACAAGAUCAUGGAACUUAUAGUCCAGAAGAGUUGCUACAGCAGAAUGUGGACCAACUGCUAAGUGUUUUAGGUGCACACAGUAGUAAGGAUACACAAUCAGGUGACAACAAGGAGUUUGUUCUAAUUGAUGCUGCAGAACAGAUUGGAGACUCUUUACUUUACCUUGUGGAUGCUGUGAGACAAGUUCCAAGAGAAAAGGGGAUUUACACCGCGGCAGAACAUGUGUCAUACAGACUUUAA